GGUCGAAACCGAAAGCGGAAAAAUGCCCAAAAGUGAUGGGAAAUCAUCCUCUAUAAAUACAAACAAAAAUGAUUCUUUAAAGCAAACAACAAUGGGAAAUUUUUUUUCAGGGAGCAAACCUGCGAAGAAACCGAGUAUGAAAAAAAAGAAAAGUGUUCUUGAUGAUGAAUCAUCAUAUUUUACAAGUUACCGCAGGAAUGAUUUAGAACAAUACAGACUUGGAUAUCCAGGUAAAAAGGAUAACAAGAAAUUGCAAGACAACAUGAAGUUCUACAAAAAUGAAAUGAAGUCUUACCCAGAUGGUGACUUCAUAGAUAAUAUUCACAAAAAUUGGUGGGGAGAUUAUGAGAGGCUUGAGAGGCAUCAUGGUUAUGUACAAUGGUUGUUUCCAAUUAGAGAAACUGGGAUGAAUUUCCAUGCACAAGAACUACAAAUGUUUGAAAUUGAGAAAAUAAUGGAUGACCCAAAGGCUUUUGCUCGGGUGCUGAAAUCAUAUGAGAUGAUGUUGGAUUUCUAUGGAAUGAAAUUGGAUGAAAAGACAGGACAAGUUAGCAGAGCUAAAAACUGGAAAGCAAGAUUUAGUCACCUAAAUAGAUCGUACCAUAACUAUUUAAGGAUUACCAGGAUUUUGAAGUUUCUAGGAGAAUUUGGUUAUGAACAUUACAAACGUCCGUUUGUGGAGUUUACUUUGCAGGAGGCAAUGGAGCACGAGACGUUAGAAAAUACAUUAGAAAGCUGUGUUCGCUACUGGCUAGAGACCAUCAAAAGUGAGGAAGAUCGCGAGCAACUGAAAGAUUACAUCAGAAAGAUGGAGGCAGGUUACAACUCCCCGGAUGAUGAAACAAACGGAAAAGAGUUAGUGUCAAGUGCAAAGGUAGAUAAAAUGGUGGAGAAAUCCUUAGAAAACCAGAAAGAGGUGGAAAAAAGAAAGUUAGAGGACGAGUCAGGCGAGGAUAUCGAUGAGGCUUCCAACGAGGAAUGGAAGAAAAAGGAGGAAAAAAUGAAAAGAAAUUCACAGAAAGAGGAAAAGGAAAGAUUAGGAAUAGAUUCAGAGGAAACAAAGGGAAAGGAGGGUACGGGGGCUGAGAUGAGUGAUAAGGAAAAGGGUGACGUGGCAGCAUUAUUGAAAGCUGAAGAAAAGAUGAUGGAAGGCAAAAAAGACCCAAAAAAUGAGACCGACAUGGAAACAGACAAUGUAGAUGAUCAAGGCAGUAAAAUGGAUACGAGUUAACCCGCAUGUUGUUAAGAGAAUUCACAAAAGAUUUGCUGCCGUAUAUAAAUUACGCCUAAAGUUGAAAUAACGAGGGUUAAUUUAUACGUAUUAAUUGUUAAUUAUUAAUUAUAAUAAUUAAUUUCAAAUAAAAUACACUGUAGUUGCAAAAACUUGCACAUUAGUAAAUGGUCCAAAUUGCAGUGAUGCAGAUGU
Molecule: messenger RNA, 1426 nt
Organism: Saccostrea echinata
Lineage: Eukaryota; Metazoa; Mollusca; Bivalvia; Ostreida; Ostreidae
Product: opioid growth factor receptor-like protein 1
Exons: 7
Coding region: 23-1231 (402 amino acids)
Cellular component (GO): membrane
Molecular function (GO): opioid growth factor receptor activity
Source: RefSeq, a predicted model, not a curated record